Messenger RNA from Acanthosepion pharaonis, 1656 nucleotides. The record is from the annotation of a GenBank genome assembly. NCBI's taxonomy places the organism in Eukaryota, Metazoa, Mollusca, Cephalopoda, Sepiida, Sepiidae.
AUGAGGCCCAGAACAUGCCGUCGGUACUGCAGAUACGGAGUGCUUUUUUUGUUAGGAUAUCUGCUUGUGCAAGGUGUAGUGUGGAUAGGCAAGGAACUUAUGUCCGACGACGAAGAUCCGGUAGUGAUUAAAGAAUCAGAGAAAAUCAAAGAUGACCGGCUACAGGAAGAACAAAAGAAGCCUCCGGAAAGUCUUGAAAAGAAAUCAGACGAUAGAUCAGACCGGUCAGACGAUCGAGACAAAGGGCUUAAGUUUAAGGACGCUGACUCUGAGGAAGCCAAAAGGAAAGAAGAUUCUAAACGAAAGGAAGCUGAAGCGAAAGAAGCUGCUGAAGAAAAAAAGGCGAAGGAUCUAGAAAAGAAAAGGCAAAAAGAGGAAGCGGAAGUUCUUAGAAAAUUAGAGAUAGAGGAAACCAUCAGAAAAGUAGAAGCAGCGGCGAAGGAAAGCAAGGCUAAAGCCAAAGCGGAGGCUGAAAAGAAAGAAGAAGCAUUGAAACUCGAACAACAAUUGCGAAAAGAAGAGGAAAUACGUCACCAGAUGGAGCUUCAGCAUCAGGAAAAAUUAAGAAAACAGGAAGAGGAAAAAUUGAAAAAACUGCAAGAAGAGGAAGAAGCCAGGAGGUUAGCCGACGCCAAAAAGCAAGCAGAACUCAGAGUGGAGCUUGAAAAACUCCAGAAGGAGAUCAUAGAAAAGCGCAUGGAUGAAGUGCCCAAAGACGAAGCCGUUCCCCACGAUGCUAGCCAAGAUCAUCAGGGUGAUGAGCAUUACAAGUAUUCGAUCGAUGUGGAAGGGACGGGCAAAAUCGUGCACGGCCGGCAUUUCGCGAUGAAGGCUUCUAAGACAGAGCAUGACAUUGAGGAAGAAGCGGAACGCCACAUGCGUCUCAAUUUCCCGGAUGACCAUUUCCCGGUUAUUGUAACGGCAGUCACACGCCAGACGCUGAACGACGUCGAGAAGUUAAUUGAGUCAGUGCAGUACUUUUUGCCAGAUAAAAAGUUGGUGAUUUUUCACAUUGACCUCUCUGAAGAACAGAUCGCUAAGUUGGAGUCGGCUUGCAAUGUAGAAACACGUAUCUUCUGGAUGUGGAUGUUUCCCGCUCACGUCCACAAUUGUUCGGAGACUUCGUGGAGACCCAUCGUCAUACAGUUGGCAUUAGCAGAAUUUGGUAGUGUGAUGUGGAUUAAUCCGACCACGAGACUGGUGAAAGGACAUUUCCAAAGUUUGAUCAAAGAAUCAGAAGAAGAGGACCUCUUGAUACUCACGUCAAACAAACACUACUCUACUUAUUCUGUUACUCAUCCUGACAUGUACACUUACCUACCCACCAAUAUGGAGAUGCUGAAGAAAAUCAGUCACAUUGAGAUUCGACUUGUCAUUAUUCACAAUACGAAACGAAUUCAGAACAAACUUCUCAAAUGGCUCAUCCUAUGCUCUCUGGAAAAAGGUUGCCUCUCUCCCGUCGGAAGUAGGCAUCAGUGCGACUCACCCCUUACCAAGACCGUCUACGCCAACUGUCACCGUUUCGACGAAUCAGCCAUGAACAUUCUACUGAAAAAUUAUUUCGGAUUUAAGUUGGAAUCUUUCGCCAGAGACGACACUUACACAAUGGAUACUGCCGACUGGAAAGGCAUUCCAAAAAUUAAGAAUUGUCGUUAG